AUUGCCCCUUCUCUCUACCCCCCCCUGUCAUUCUCUUUCUCUCUCUAAAAGAGGCUAGAAAAACCAAGGCUUGGGCAUAGAGUCCUUUUGAUGCCCACCAAAGUGCUUUAAAAUCUUCUUGAUAUAAGCCAUUUCUACUCGUGUGUUGUUUUUCUUUUGGGCUUGGAAAGCUGCCCACAGGAAGGGAUUUGGUUUGUAGGUUUUUGUUUGUUAAGCCUUGGCUUCCUUUGAUUCACUUGCUCUGUGUCCCAGAUAUCUGAAGAGUUGUUCUUGUUUUGAAUCCAUUCCUGGGUUUGGUUGAUCUGUUUGCUGGUGAGGAUGAGUAAAGAAGAUAACAUCAACUUCCUCAAGAUACAGACAUGUGUUCUCAAAGUGAACAUACACUGCGAUGGAUGCAAGAAGAAAGUGAAGAAACUGCUUCAUAAGAUUGAAGGGGUCUACCAGACCAACAUAGAUGCAGAGCAGGGGAAGGUGAUUGUCUCAGGCAAUGUUGAUCCUGCCACCCUCAUAAAGAAGCUAAACAAGGCUGGCAAGCAUGCAGAGUUCUGGGGCUCAAAGGGUGGAAACAACCAAAAUCUCAGCCACCAGUUUCAAAAGCUCCAGCUUGAGAGUGGGAAAGGGCAGCAGAAAGACAAUGGCAAGCUCCAGAAGGGUGGAGGAUGGGGAGGAGGUGUUGGUGGGAAGGACCAGAAGGGCCAGCAACCAACUCCCCAGCAGCAGCAGCAGCAGCAGCAGCUCCAACUGUUACAGCAGCAGAUGAAAGGUUUCAAGGAUAUGAAGUUCCCCCAGCUGAAGGACCUCAAGCUCCCCUUCCAAAAGGACCAGAAACAAGUCAAGUUCAGCCUCCCACCUGAGGGAGACGGCGACGAAGGGAGCGACUACGACGACGAGUUCGAUGACUUGGAUGAUGAGGACGACUUCGACGACAUGGAUGGCUUCGACGAUGACUUCGACUACGAUCCCAAGAUGAUGAAGCCCAUGAAUGCUCAGCCUAACUGGAAUGGGAUGGUUAAUGAUAAGAAGGGCGGCGGCGGCGGUGGCGGUGGCGGUGGCGGUGGCGGCGGAGGCGGUGGCAAUGGUAAGAAGGGUGGUGGUGCUGUAGAAAUUCCAGUGCAAAACAAGGCUAUGGGCGGUAAUAAUAACAAUGGGGGAGGUAAGAAAGGUGGUGGUAAAAAUGGUGGUGGGCCCCAAGAUGUUAAAAAUGGAGGAGGGAACAAUAGCAGGGGGCCUCCCAAUGGCAAUGGCAAUGGCAAUGGUGGGAAUAAUGCUAAUAAUGGCAAUCCAAGCAAUGGAGGGAAGAAGGGUGGUGGGAAGAAUGAUGGAGUGGGAGGGGUCCAGCCAAUGGGCAACCACCCCAACAUGAUGGGCCAGGGCUUCCAAGGCAUGGAUCUGGGUCAGAUGGGGAACAUGCACCGUGCCCCAAUGGGCCACAUGGGGAAUAUUCCGGCCGGCGCCGCGGUCCAGGGCCUCCCGGCUGGGGCCGUGCCGCCCGGAUACUUCCAGGGAGGGAUGGUGGCAGCGCCGGAGAUGAUUGCUGCUGCCAACCCCUACCAGCAGCAGCAGCAGCAGCAGUACAUGGCUGCUUUGAUGCAGCAACAGAGGAUGAUGAUGAAUGGCCAAGCCGGUGCCGCCGCCGCAUACCCGCCGGCCAUGGCAUACGGAUAUGGGAGGCCGGCUUACAUGCCGAUGCCACCACCUCAUGGUGAUUCAUAUACAAACUUCUUCAGUGAUGAGAACCCCAAUAGCUGCUCAAUUAUGUGAGGAAAGAAAGGAGUUUGAUUACUUGGUGGUGUUUCUUCUCUCUUUAGUUCCUUUCAAAGUGUGGGAGGGUGUCAAGUUAAGAGGUAGACCAAAGAGUCUGCUGGAUAUACAUGAGAAACUAAUUGGGUUCUUUGGUUUCUCUUUUCUGCUGUUAAUUUCUUUUUCAUCUUCUUUAAAGAACUUUUUGCUUGAUGUUGAAGUUAGGUAUAGGUAUAUUUAUAGUUCUAUAUGAAGUUUAUAUUGAAGCUUUUAGGGAGUUGGAGAGUUGGUUUAUCUUGUGGCUCUAUAAGAUGUGAAAGCAAAGAAGUGAAUGUAAUGGUGGGAGCUAGAGCUCUAGCUUUUAAUGAUGUAUUAAUAUGUGUUUAUAAAGUUUAAAAAUGAUAAUAAUAAUGAAAGCAUGGUCCAUCUA
Elaeis guineensis (African oil palm) is the source of this 2170-nucleotide messenger RNA. RefSeq lists its product as uncharacterized. Gene Ontology annotation, molecular function: metal ion binding. The record is from RefSeq and is a predicted model, not a curated record. NCBI's taxonomy places the organism in Eukaryota, Viridiplantae, Streptophyta, Magnoliopsida, Arecales, Arecaceae.